CGUUGUGUGAUUCUGAACUGGCGAGGGGGUGGAGGAGAUGCAGCGUCGGCUCAAGAGGCAGUGCAGGCGUCGCGCUCUUUUAAGCGCAGACCGAAACUACCAGAAGCUGAAGUACAUUGGGACAGUAUCACAAUCCAAGCCAGCACUAUGAUUAUAUCUAGAACACCUAAAUUGUCUGUCCUGUUGCGUCAUGAGCCACCUGCACUAAAUAAUGAAAUUUACUGCCUGAUGAUAUCAAUACAAUCCCAAGAAGAGACAGUUAUCAAGGAUGUAAAGCUGACCGCAGGACUUAAACCAGGGCAGGAUGCCAAUCUGACACAGAAGACUCUGGUUACGCUUCAGGGAGCAGAAAUGUGCGAUGACUCAAGCCCAGCUUUGCUCACUGACGUCCCCAUAGGAAACCUGCAGCCUGGAGAAAAGCUGGAUAUGCCUCUAUACAUUCGCUGCGGUACAGUUGGCACACGUGUUUUCCUGGUUUAUGUUUCAUACCUGAUAGACACAUCUGUAGAGGGCAAGGAUAUUGUCUGCAGAUGUCACCGGGAUGAAACGGUCACCAUUGAAACUGUGUAUCCAUUUGAUGUUGCUGUGAAAUUUAUAUCCAUAAAGUUUGAACAUUUAGAUCGUGUCUAUGCUGAUAUACCCUUCUUGCUAAUGACGGAUAUCUUGAGUGCUUCCCCAUGGGGCCUCACUAUCCUGUCCAGCCAGCUACAGCUCUCAUCAUCUGUCGCACCUGUGGACCAGCUGGAAUCCCACAUGGAAAACGUUGUCUUACAGACUGGAGAGAGUGCUAGUGAAUGUUUCUGCCUCCAAUGUCCUCCGGUAGCAAACCCCCAGAAUGGUGUGGCCACUGGCAGCUAUAUUAUAUCUUGGAAAAGGAGCUCAGCUGGAGAAAAUGUACCAGUUGUCAACACCUUGGUAACACUGCCACAUGUGAUGGUAGAAAGCAUUCCACUCCAUAUUAAAGCAGAUCUCCCUUCUUUUGGAAGAGUAAGAGAGUCUCUGCCAGUAAAGUAUCAUCUACAGAACAAGACAGGGCUAGUUCAGGAUAUCGAAAUUUCAGUGGAGCCAAGCGAUGCCUUCAUGUUUUCUGGACUCAAACAAAUUCGACUCCAAAUCCUUCCUGGCUCUGAGCAGGAGAUGCUGUACAAUUUCUACCCACUAAUGGCAGGAUACCAACCACUGCCAUCUCUUAACAUCAAUCUUCUGAGGUUUUCAAACUACACCAGUCAUAUGCUGAAGCGUUUCCUACCAACUCAUAUAUUUGUGAAGCCACAAGGUCGUCGUGUGGAUGAGGACUCCAUAGAGGCCGCAUAA
Messenger RNA from Staurois parvus, 1314 nucleotides. NCBI's taxonomy places the organism in Eukaryota, Metazoa, Chordata, Amphibia, Anura, Ranidae. The record is from the annotation of a GenBank genome assembly.